UAGAAAAUAAAAAGGAGAAAAAGAAAAUCGGAUAGUGAAGCGAGGAGGUAUCGGAAGGAGAGUUAUACUGCCUAUAUAGCAAAAAAGGAAUGACGCCGGUAUUUUUAAUGGGAAGCCGAAGGCGAGUUGAAUAGAACGAGCUUUUGGGUCCCUCGCGAGGACGUCGUGCGCCUCUACAAGGGUUCAAAGCGAGAGCCAAGUUCUAACAAGCCUGAGGCUUCGUGCCCCUGGCCCCUGGAUGUCUCCUUUAAAUAAUCCACCGGACGAUCCAUUCAAUCGUUCAAGCAUGAUGAAGAAAGAUUCUUUCGAUGUCCGCCUCAGUUAUCAAGAUAAUUUCUAUGGUAAAAGCUACGUGGACGAUUCUCCAAAAAUUCUAUCACCGUCUUUUAAGAGAAAUUCCAGUAUUCAAGCAACGUACGUCGUACGAUUCAAAGACGAGUCACAAGGGGUUAAGCGAAACCUGACCAGAUCCGUGGCUCACCCCACUACGUGGCCGGCAAAAGGGUGGCCCUUGGCACUAGAACCCGUCCUUCGUUCAUGCAAAAUGCAAGAGGCCAGUUUCGAAACGGCCGGCCAUCAAAUAUCCACGCCGUUACUAUUUCCGAAUAAAAAUUCUUUCGCGAUGCGUCCGAACAAUUUUUACUUGUCACGUUAAAUUUGAUUUAACGCUUUUUCCGAGAAGUUUCCGUUCGAAGUGACGAUACGCCAAAAAUAUUGAUCGUGAUCGAUGUGAUGGAAUCACGAACGAUGUUACAAUGUUUGGAUCGAAAAAUCAUAAAAACCGAUUGAAAUCGAAAGUGUCGUUCGAAUCGAAAAGAGAGAUGAUAGUGUUGCCGAAUUGAUUUGUUUUCAAAAGCUCU
Vespula pensylvanica (western yellowjacket) is the source of this 860-nucleotide messenger RNA. RefSeq lists its product as uncharacterized. The coding region runs from base 239 to 655 and encodes 138 amino acids. The record is from RefSeq and is a predicted model, not a curated record. The transcript is spliced from 4 exons. Lineage: Eukaryota; Metazoa; Arthropoda; Insecta; Hymenoptera; Vespidae.